AUGGCGGUGGAAGAUGAAGUGUCGGUGGUGAAGGGGGCGUCUGGUGAGGAGGUGUCGGUGGUGAAGGGGGCGUCUGGUGAGGAGGUGAACCCAGCGAAGGCGAGUGGCGAGCGGGCUUCUAUUGUACACGUCGGGCGUGGUAGCGUGAUGACUCGUGGACAACGGGGGUCCGCGACGACGGGUGUGAUGAGCAAGCGGCAAGUGGGUGGGGUUGAACGUAUCUUAUGGAGGCUAGCAUUGGAUGAGAGUGCGAUUGACCAAUACGCUGACGAUAUGAGUUUGAAAGUGGUCGCCCGUUUCCGUCAGGAGGAUAAGGAGAGGUUGUUUGAUGAACAAUGUCGUCGAUCAUACGCCUACCGAUCACCCAUAAUCGGUACCUUUCUGUUCUGUUACAUUCUGUUAACCGGCCCUACCUGUCAUCACUUGCUGUCGGAUGGGAUUGUGGGUCUUACGAGUACAUUGACAGUGAUUCGUCAAGGCUAUGUCGACUCUUGGCAGAUCGGAUGGAUCGUGGCAUUGUGUCUCGCAUUUAUUCUCAUAGUCAGCUACCGGUUCCCUUUCGGUCGUCGCGUACCCGAGCUUACCAACUACCUCAUGCUCGCUCCAUGGCCUUGUUUCCAGAUCUUUUGGGCCUUCUACAUGGGCAUGGACGGCAUGCUCAACACCGCCGAUCUAAUCGGGCACGUGACUGGUUGGACUGCCGUACAGGCCAAACUCUGGAGCGAUACUCUCCAGAACAAUGUGUGUUUCGUCAUCAUCACAUUCAUCGACGCCUGGAUGAUCAGUCGAUCAAAAUAUAGCUUUAGCACACACUUGUUCUACGGCGCACUCUUCGGUCUAGGAAAGAUACAGGCAAUCUUCACAUUCAAAGACUUCACAGGCAAACACAUUCCCGCCGUCAUCUGGGUCGGUAUUUGCCAAGCCAUCCUCGCUUGCGGUCUAAUUGCGCAAGCUUACAUCGGUCGACUGAGAAAUGAAAUUCGAGAACGCAUCGCUUUCAUUUCCGUUGAGAAGGACAGAGAGAGUCUAAAGGAAUUACGUAAUAGUCAGAAAAAGAAACGGAAAGGACAAGGUGCUACUAUUAUUGAGAGUCUGCUGUUUAGUGUUAAGAAAGUCCAAACGGAAAUUUUGGCUUCCGCUUUCCAGAACGACCCUAACGGCGACCCUCAACUGUUGGAGGUCAAUGGACACCUGGACGACUGUAUGGACAUUUUGCUGAGUGCCGAUAACCUGUAUACAGUCGGAAUCGGUGCGGAAGGCGCCGGUGGAGAAUUACAGGAAGAUGACGAAUUCCGUUUCCUCAACAUGUAUGUCGGAAAACAACAAGGAGGUGCCGAAGGUGAAGUAAGUAACAUCGAGGCAGGUGGUGCCGAUCUGGUGGUGCCAUAUGCGCGAGAUGCUGAAAGUUAUUUUGAUAAACUGGUACCAGAAUUUCAUUCGGCACAUCUAGGGGAAGCAGACGACAUUGGAUAUAAAAUUGGUGUGGAUAUGUUACGUUUAUACAAGAGCCGUGAGAAUGUGUUGUUCGAAGUUGGUAUGUUAUUGUUGGGACCGAGAAUGAAGGCGUUCGAAACCGAUCGACGGACAUUAGGGAAUUAUUUAUUCAGCCUACAGUCUAGGUAUUACAGUAAUCCUUAUCAUAAUCGAGGCCAUGCCGCUAUGGUAGCUCACAUGUCCCAUGUAUUUAGUUACAUGCUUCGGUAUCACACUAAUGACGAACCUAUGGCGACUCUGGUCUUAGCAGCACUCGGACACGAUUCUGGUCAUCCUGGUCGCAACAAUCAGUUCGUCGUGCACUCACAGACGUUACUAUAUCAAUAUUAUCCAUCUGCGUGGUUAGAGAAUUUCCACUGUUACUUGACCUUUCGACAUGCUACCAUAUCCGCCGAGACGAACAUCUUCAAAAAUCUGGGCACAGAUACUUACAGAAAGAUCAGGAAGAAUAUUAUUGACAUGAUUAUGUCUACUGACAUGGCUGAGCAUUUUGGUUCGAUUGGUAGAUUCAGGGUUCGACGAUCGAAUGAGAAGUUUGAUCCGAAAACAAAUGAAGAUGAUUUAUGGGCAGUUUAUAGAAUGGUCAUUAAGCUAGCAGAUCUCUCACAUAUUAUGGUCGAUUGGAAGCAACAUCUUGAAUGGUCUUUACGAGUUACAUCUGAAUUCUACUUACAAGGUGAUCUGGAAAAACAAAGCGGCUAUAGCAUUUCCCCAUUAUGUGAUCGUACUGCCCAUGCCGACUUUGCUAAGUCACAAUCCGGCUUCGUACAGUUCGUCGUACUCCCUCUGGCUACCGAGUUAGCUGAAAUAGAUAUGAUUGGUCAACUUGCUACUGAGGUUGAUACCAAACUUGUAUUCAACCGAAACAAAUGGGAGAUGCUCAAAGAGAAAGGAGAAGUACUCGAAAUACCAGAAGAUGUACCACAGAAAGUCACACCCAACGGAUUCGAAGACGCGUGUAUGUGUGUAGCGCUACUCUCCAUCAACUCACAAGAUUUCAACUAUGCUGAUCCCAUGCAACAUCCCUACUUCCAAAAACUCACCAAACUCCUCGAAACCUCUAAAGAGGCCCAACAAGGUGAACCACCCGCCACCACCCAAACCGGUGAAUCAAGACCCGUCACUACAGAGAACCAAUCCAACUCCUCUAGCUCUUCGGGCUCGUCCAGCUCUUCCGGAUCCAGCGACGACAACACAUCAGAAAGCUCCAGUGGAGAAGACGAAUCAAGCUCCAGCUCCGAUGGAAGCAGCUCCAGCGGAAGUGGAACCAGCGGAAGUGGAAGCAGCGAAAGUGGGUAG
Molecule: messenger RNA, 2793 nt
Organism: Gregarina niphandrodes
Lineage: Eukaryota; Apicomplexa; Conoidasida; Eugregarinorida; Gregarinidae
Product: phosphdiesterase
Exons: 1
Coding region: 1-2793 (930 amino acids)
Biological process (GO): signal transduction
Molecular function (GO): 3',5'-cyclic-nucleotide phosphodiesterase activity
Source: RefSeq, a predicted model, not a curated record